AUGCGUCUCAACGCCCAUACAGCCUCCGUCAUCCUGUCCUAUGUAGCUUUACUGUCCCAAGCUCAGGCAGCCGACGAGUCAGUAAAAAAGGAAGAACCAACUGCUACGUCCAUCGAUAGACCCGCAUUCACUGCUUCGAACGUGAAAGCACCAUUCAUUGAGCAGUUCACAGACGAUUGGCAAAAGCGAUGGACACCCUCGCAUGCUAAGAAGGCGGAUUCGGGUGAAGAAGAGUGGGCGUAUGUUGGAGAAUGGGCUGUUGAGGAGCCGACUGUGUACAAGGGCAUCAAUGGUGACAAGGGAUUGGUGGUGAAAAACGCCGCCGCUCACCAUGCCAUUUCCGCCAAAUUCCCCAGGAAGAUUGACAACAAGGGAAAAGACCUCGUUGUUCAGUAUGAAGUUAAGCUUCAAAAUUCCUUGGUCUGUGGUGGUGCGUACAUGAAGUUGCUCAAGGAUAGCAAGAAGCUCCAUGCAGAGGAGUUUUCAAAUGCCUCCCCUUAUGUUAUCAUGUUUGGACCGGACAAGUGCGGUGCUACAAACAAGGUUCAUUUUAUUUUCAAACAUAAAAACCCCAAGACUGGUGAAUAUGAAGAAAAACAUUUGUCGAAUCCGCCGACGGCUCGUAUCUCGAAGCUCUCUACUUUAUAUACUCUCAUAGUUAGGCCAGACCAGAGCUUCCAGAUUCAGAUUGACGGAGAAGCUGUCAAGAACGGAACUUUAUUGGAAGAUUUCGAGCCUCCCGUCAACCCUCCAAAAGAGAUUGACGAUCCAGAAGAUACAAAACCCAGCGAUUGGGUCGAUGACGCGAAGAUUUCGGACCCAGAUGCCAAGAAGCCACAAGACUGGGACGAAGAUGCUCCGUUUGAGAUCGUGGACACCGAGGCUAAGAAGCCCGAAGACUGGCUCGACAAUGAGCCCACGUCUAUCCCCGAUCCCGAAGCUAAGAAACCCGAAGAUUGGGAUGACGAGGAAGACGGUGACUGGGCUGCGCCAACUAUUGCAAACCCCAAGUGUGAGGAAGCCCCUGGUUGUGGAAAGUGGGAGGCUCCAAUGAAGAGGAACCCUGACUACAAGGGCAAAUGGACUGCGCCCAUGAUCGACAAUCCUGCCUACAAAGGCGCAUGGGCCCCUCGAAAAAUCGCUAACCCAAAUUUCUUCGAGGAUAAGAGACCCGCUGACUUUGAACCAAUGGGUGCUAUUGGCUUUGAAAUCUGGACCAUGCAAAAUGAUAUCCUCUUUGACAACAUCUAUAUUGGCCAUUCCGUUGAUGAUGCCAAACAGCUGAAGAAGGAGACGUUCGACAUCAAACACCCUAUUGAAACAGCCGAAGAAAAAGCAGCUGAACCAAAAGACGAGCCCUCCGGUGAUGAUGAUAACCUUAGCUUCAAGGAAGAUCCAGUCAAGUACGUUCGCAGCAAGGUUGACCGCUUCGUUGGGCUUGCCCGAGAGAACCCUGUCGAAGCCAUCAAGGAGGUUCCUGAAGUUGCAGGUGGCUUAGGCGCUCUUUUGGUUACCUUACUCUUUGUCGUUUUCAGUGCCAUGGGUCUUAAUAGCCCCACACCCGCCCCAGCGAAGAAGGAAUCUGGAAAGGGCAAGGAUAAAUCGAAGGAACAAGUCGCUGAAGCAGUGAGCACUGGAGCAGAGAACGUCAAAGCUGGAGCUACAAAACGGACCAAGUCUAGUGACUAG
Ophidiomyces ophidiicola is the source of this 1689-nucleotide messenger RNA. RefSeq lists its product as uncharacterized. Lineage: Eukaryota; Fungi; Ascomycota; Eurotiomycetes; Onygenales; Onygenaceae. Gene Ontology annotation, biological process: protein folding. The record is from RefSeq and is a predicted model, not a curated record. Gene Ontology annotation, cellular component: endoplasmic reticulum; endoplasmic reticulum membrane. Gene Ontology annotation, molecular function: calcium ion binding. The transcript is spliced from 5 exons. Bases 1 to 1689 code for a protein of 562 amino acids.